Molecule: messenger RNA, 3708 nt
Organism: Xiphias gladius (swordfish)
Lineage: Eukaryota; Metazoa; Chordata; Actinopteri; Istiophoriformes; Xiphiidae
Gene: nucb2a
Product: nucleobindin 2a
Exons: 13
Coding region: 91-1569 (492 amino acids)
Cellular component (GO): extracellular exosome; endoplasmic reticulum-Golgi intermediate compartment
Molecular function (GO): calcium ion binding
Source: RefSeq, a predicted model, not a curated record
CUGAACUGGCCACUGCAGUCAACGCGCCCACUCUCUCAACCUACCGUGCUGACUAGCGAGCUAGCUGCCGACGGGCGGAGAGCAGAGCAGAUGAUGUCCGGGAUUCAUGAUAAAAUGUGUUGGAGCCGGGCCCUUCUCACCGGCUGGGUCCUGCUGCUGGUCCAGCUGCUGUGUUCAGAGGCAGUGCCCAUCAGUAUGGAUAAGACUAAACUCACAGAGCCAGAGAAAACGCCCGAAGAGCCUCCAGCUAGUGUGGACACUGGACUGCACUACGACCGCUACCUCAGGGAAGUCAUCGAUUUUCUAGAGAAAGAUCAGCAUUUCAGAGAAAAGCUCCACAAUACAGAUAUGGAAGACAUCAAGCAAGGCAAGCUCGCAAAAGAGCUGGACUUUGUCAGCCAUCAUGUCAGAACAAAACUGGAUGAGUUGAAGAGGCAGGAGGUAAACCGACUACGAACCCUGAUUAAGGCCAAGCAAGACAUUGAAGGAGGGAAUGACAUUGCAGUGGACCAUCAGGCUCUGCUGAAACAGUUUGAAUAUUUGAACCACAUGAACCCACAUACAUUUGAAGUGGAUGACCUAGAUCGGCUCAUCAAAUCGGCCACCAAGGAUCUGGAGAACUAUGACAAAGAAAGACACGAGGAGUUCAAGAGGUAUGAAAUGAUGAAAGAGCACGACAGGCGGGAACACCUGAAAACACUAGACGAGGAAGAGAGAAAGAAGGAGGAGGAGCACUAUGAGGAGAUGAGGAAGAAGCACGCUGACCACCCUAAAGUCAACCACCCGGGCAGCCAGAAUCAGCUGAAGGAGGUGUGGGAGGAGGCCGAUGGCUUGGACCCUGAAGAUUUUGACCCUAAAACCUUUUUCAACCUGCAUGAUACCAAUGGAGAUGGAUUCUUCGAUGAACAGGAGCUGGAGGCAUUGUUUACCAAAGAGCUGGAAAAAAUCUAUGAUCCCACCAACGAAGAGGAUGAUAUGGUGGAGAUGGAGGAAGAGAGGCUACGUAUGAGAGAACAUGUUAUGAAUGAGGUGGAUUCUAACAAAGACAGGCUGGUCUCUUUAGAUGAGUUCCUGGUUGCUACAAAGAAAAAAGAAUUCUUAGAGCCAGAUAGCUGGGAGACCCUGGAGCAGAACCAGGCGUACACAGACGAAGAGAUGAGGGAGUUUGAGGAGCAUCUUGCACAGCAGGAACAGGACCUCAACCAGAAAGCUUUUGACCUGCAGAAACAGAGAGACGAGCUGGAGAGACAGCAGGAGCAGCUGAAUGCACAGAAAAUAGAGCUGCAACAGGCAGUUGAGCACAUGGAACGGCUGAAAUCACAGAAAGUAGAACCCCCUCCAGAGAUUCACGGUGAUGCUAUCCCAGAGAUACAUCCACUUGACAAUCAGUUGUAUCCUGAACAAGAGGCUGAAUCACAAGGGCAUCAACCCCAUUCUCCCCAAGAUACACUUCAGGACCACAACACACAACAAAAUCAGGACCUGGCCCAGCAAGGUCUCCCCCAGGCACACCAGGAUCUGCCACCAGGCCACCAAGAAGUUGUACAAAGCCAGCAUAACCUGCCAUAACAUUUUUGUCAGAACUUGAGCCUCCACAACCAGACUUUUGCAGCACCUCCACUCCAGCGUGCACAGGAUCAGCCCCUCCUGAGUAUUAGGCCUCUUUAGCCAGCAUGACUUCGGGGGUCUGGAGGACACUUGAGGUGAAGCAGAGCAGCACAAAACGAAUCCCUGUUGAAUGAUACCAGUGUUUGAUAAUAAUCAAAUCUUUGGAUUACAUAAUGGAAUUACAGUAGUAAAAUGACCAACCAAGGACAUGCAUCUUUACAUGUGUAUAAACAGUUGUGUUUGAUGACAUUAGAAAUGGUCAAGAAUGUUUGGUAAUACAAUUAUAAGAAAAUAUAAUUUUGUUGAACUUUCUUGACCUGCUGUUUGCUGUUCGAAGCACCGAACCUCUAAAAUACUACUGGCCCCACAACCUGAUAGGUUUGAUGCCAAUGCCUGUCGGAUGUGUUCAGUGCAGCUGGUGAGGGGGAUAAGAUGUAGAAAGUAAUUUUAAUGUUAUCGUUUUGACUUAAAAUUUCUGACUUGACAAGAUAAAGAUAUCCCCAAAUAUCUCAAAAAGAGGUUAGUUUACAUGUGCAGCUUGUGAAAUGCAUUUCACUGGACUUUUUCAGUUAUUUUAGAAAUUAAUUGCAAGAUUUUGUAAAAUUGCAUUAAGAGUCUAAAAGAGCAGAAGAGGCACCAUUGCCAUUUCAACCAGCAUACAGUAUUUUGAUGCCCUAAUGGAAGUAUAAAGUAACAGUAAGGAGUUCUUGAUGCAAAAAGGCACAGUACCAUGUAAUCAAGAUCUACAAGGGUUCAGUCUGAUCUUUGUAGAAAAAUCUCCAGCUGCCAUUGUCACCAAAUAUUACGAUCUUUAAACCAGAAGCACCCUAAUGAGUCCAGGUUGCACACAGUACUUAUACUUUUGUCAAGAAAUCAUUUUACCAGUACUUCUACUACUUUCUUAAUGGUCAUUUGUGUAUAGUCAGAUUUUCUGAGUUUUCUCAACUGCAGAAAAUGUGCUCUACCUAAAAAAGAAAUUGGGUACGGGACUUUGCAAAACUGGCCACGUUUGGGCCACACUGCUGCUGCUCUCCGCUGACUUUGUUCUUAAAAUAAAUAAAGGUUCUUAAAUAAAGAUAGUUGUGAAAUCACUCCACAAACAACCAAAAAUUUUCCCCUAAAUCCUUACAACCCUAGGUCCUGCAGAUGCUAAAAUCAGAGUUUGGAGUUAGUUAAAGUAUGGCGGUAUGUUUCUGCAAAUAAUUUGUACAGCAGCCUGCCUGCCAUACAGAGAGCGCAAAUGUUAAACCUCUGAAAUAAUAAAUCUGUUCUGUAACAAUUAGCAGUAUAAUGCGCAUUUCGGUUUCGGCCUGGGGUUCCUACACAAAAGUGUAUAUGCCAUGUUAAUUUAUGUGUUGAUCAUAACUGAUCAUGAUUUUGAAUUUGUUCAAUAAAACAGUUUUGAUGUUAAGCUCAUUUUAUUGAUUAAGAAACAGACAUUUACUCUGGUGUCUUUAAUCACAAUUGUCUGCAUCAGAGUAUUUUGCUGAAGCAACUGUUGGAUUUGUUAAAUUAGUUCUGUUGAAAGAUUUUAUUACAAAAAGGGUAAAGCUGAGUCAGUAAGAAGACAGAUGUUACCAGUGUCACAUUAAAAAUGCAGCUGUGUUUUUUUUUAUUGUCUGUUUAAGUCAAAGUCUGAUAUCAUGGGAACCUUUGAAUUUAGUUUCUUUGCAUUCAGUUCACAUCAAUGUGUUUGGCACCAGCUGUGUACUACUCGGUCCUAAUUUGAAUAACAUGGUUUAUAUUUCCUACAAAUGACCAAUUUGGAGCAAUUGCUGUGCUAUUCAGGUUUCUUUUUUUAUGUAAUGUGGUUUCUUGUAGCUGCCAGACUAUGGCCAUGGCUAACAGGUGUUGACUUAUUGCCUCUUUUAACUGAAGGCUUAAUUUUCAUCCAGUCAAAUAACAGCUCUGCCUUACUCUCGGUUUUACUUUGUACAACAUUUUACCAUUGAAUACACUUUUUUUUUUUUUUUUUUUGCCAUGUCAUUUGUUUCCUGUGUGCCAAGUGUUCCUUUGAAACAAUACUGCAAUAUAAUUUGCACAAAAUGUACAGGUGGUGUUUCUGAUUGCUUGCUGCUGAAUAAAAUAGUCAUUUGAUGA